Eurypyga helias (sunbittern) is the source of this 918-nucleotide messenger RNA. RefSeq names its product potassium voltage-gated channel subfamily H member 8-like. The transcript has 6 exons. Gene Ontology annotation, cellular component: membrane. NCBI's taxonomy places the organism in Eukaryota, Metazoa, Chordata, Aves, Eurypygiformes, Eurypygidae. The record is from RefSeq and is a predicted model, not a curated record. Gene Ontology annotation, molecular function: voltage-gated potassium channel activity. The annotation marks the transcript as partial. Gene Ontology annotation, biological process: potassium ion transmembrane transport; regulation of membrane potential.
AUGUACAUCGCUAUGAGGAACUAUGAUAGUAACUUCAUCCUUGCAAAUGCUCAGGUGGCUAAGGGAUUCCCUAUUGUUUACUGCUCAGAUGGCUUCUGUGAGCUUGCUGGAUUUGCACGAACUGAAGUCAUGCAGAAGAGCUGCAGCUGUAAAUUUUUACUUGGUGCUGAAACAAAUGAGCAGAUGAUUCUUCAAAUUGAGAAAUCGUUGGAGGAAAAGGUAGAAUUCAAAGGAGAAAUCAUGUUCUAUAAGAAGAACGGGUCUUCAUUCUGGUGCCUACUGGACAUUGUUCCUAUAAAGAAUGAAAAAGGAGAUGUAGUACUCUUUCUGGCCUCUUUCAAAGAUAUAACAGACACAAAAGUGAAGAUUGCUGCAGAAGACAAGAAGGAAGAAAAAUGGAAAGGAAGAGGAAGAGCAGGGUCACAUUUUGAAUCAGCACGAAGACGGAGUAGAGCGGUCCUUUAUCAUAUAUCUGGACAUCUACAAAGAAGAGAGAAGAACAAAUUAAAAAUUAAUAAUAAUGUUUUUGUAGAUAAACCAGCAUUUCCAGAAUAUAAAGUUUCAGAUGCAAAAAAAUCCAAAUUCAUAUUGUUGCAUUUUAGCACUUUUAAAGCUGGCUGGGACUGGCUUAUUUUACUGGCAACGUUUUAUGUUGCUGUGACUGUACCUUACAAUGUUUGCUUUAUUGGCCAUGAUGAGCUGUCUACAACUCGAAGCACAACUGUCAGUGACAUUGCAGUGGAAAUUCUUUUUAUCAUAGAUAUUAUUUUAAAUUUCCGAACAACAUAUGUCAGCAAGUCUGGCCAAGUUAUAUUUGAAGCAAGAUCUAUUUGUAUCCACUAUGUGACUACCUGGUUUAUCAUUGACUUAAUUGCUGCACUUCCUUUUGAUCUUCUUUAUGCUUUCAACGUCACUGUG